Molecule: messenger RNA, 507 nt
Organism: Vigna unguiculata (cowpea)
Lineage: Eukaryota; Viridiplantae; Streptophyta; Magnoliopsida; Fabales; Fabaceae
Source: RefSeq, a predicted model, not a curated record
AUGCCGAGGCCCCCGACUCAAACUCGUCAAGGGAGAGGAGGCAGCAGGCCUCAAGCACUGGGCAGAGUCUAUGCUAUGACUAGGACAGAAGCAACAGGCUCAUGUAAUCUUGUUGUUGGAUGUUGUGUGAUUGCCGGGAAACCCCAAUGUGUGCUAUAUGAUUCUAGAGCGACACAUUCUUUUGUGUCAGAGUCUUGUGUGCAAGAGUUGGGUCUGCUGGUUAGCGAACUACAAUUUGAUCUUGUGGUGUCUAUGCCGGCAUCUGGGUUAGUCAAGACUUCGUCAGUAUGUGUUAGGUGUCCAGUGGAGGUAGAAGGGCACAUGUUUAAAGUCAAUCUUAUAUGCCUACCUCUACAAGGCUUGGACGUGAUCUUGGGAAUGGAUUGGCUCUCAGCUAAUCGCAUUCUCAUUGACUGUCAGGAGAAAAAGUUGUUGUUCUCCAACUUAGAGGAGCUUGAGUUGUUGUCCUCUCAGGGUGUCUUGAAGGAGAUUUGGAAUGGUGCAUAA